This is a messenger RNA of Ipomoea triloba (trilobed morning glory), 1721 nucleotides long. Its product is annotated as lysosomal Pro-X carboxypeptidase. The transcript is spliced from 10 exons. Gene Ontology annotation, molecular function: dipeptidyl-peptidase activity; serine-type exopeptidase activity. The record is from RefSeq and is a predicted model, not a curated record. NCBI's taxonomy places the organism in Eukaryota, Viridiplantae, Streptophyta, Magnoliopsida, Solanales, Convolvulaceae. Bases 57 to 1538 code for a protein of 493 amino acids. Gene Ontology annotation, biological process: proteolysis.
UAUGUUUUGUGGUUAAAAGAAAUAGUAGGCACAAGAAAAUUAAACUAGUGAAGAGGAUGGCCUCAUCAUCAUCUUCAUUUUUCUUUUCUCUCUUGUUCAUCUUUGCAGUUUUCUCAGCAGUGGGAGAAUCAAAGACAAGUUAUUUCCCAGGUGGAAUCAACCUGCAAGCUUCACUGAAGAAACAAUCUGCCAAGCCAAAGCUGCCAUAUGAAGUUCAAUAUUUCCCACAAGUUGUUGACCACUUCAGUUUUAUACCCAGUGGCUACAAAAUCUUCUACCAGAAGUACCUAAUCAACAAGGACUAUUGGCAUAAGGGAGGCCCAAUAUUUGUGUACACUGGGAAUGAAGGAGAUAUUGAUUGGUUUGCUGCAAAUACAGGCUUCAUGCUUGAUAUUGCCCCAAAGUUUCAUGCUCUUCUACUCUUCAUUGAGCAUAGGUUUUAUGGAGAAUCACUGCCAUUUGGGAAACAAUCCUAUAAGUCUGCAAAGACACUGGGGUACUUGAAUUCACAGCAGGCAUUGGCUGAUUAUGCCAUUCUUAUAAGGAGUUUGAAGCAAAAUCUGUCUUCUGAGGCUUCCCCUGUUGUGGUGUUUGGUGGCUCCUAUGGAGGAAUGCUUGCUGCUUGGUUCAGACUCAAAUACCCACACGUGGCAAUUGGUGCAUUGGCAUCUUCAGCCCCAAUCUUGCAAUUUGAUAACAUUACUCCAUGGUCUAGCUUCUAUGAUGCUGUUUCCCAGGACUUCAAGGAUGUGAGCUUGAAUUGUUAUGAAGUGAUAAAGGGGAGUUGGUCAGAAUUAGAUGGUUUAUCAACAGCUGAGGCGACAAAGAUUUUCAGAGCUUGCAAGGAUUUGAAAUUUGUAUAUUCAGCCAAGGAUUGGCUAUCGUCAGCUUUUGUGUAUACAGCAAUGGUGAAUUAUGCUACCGAGGCCAAUUUUAUGAAGCCAUUGCCUGCGUACCCAGUAGAGAAGAUGUGCAAGAUUAUUGAUGGAUUCCCAGCAGGGGCUUCCAAGAUUAGCAGGGCGUUUGCUGCUGCAAGUUUAUAUUACAAUUACUCUGGAACACAAAAGUGUUUCCACAUAGAAGAUGAAUCUGAUGAUCAUGGACUCCAUGGUUGGGACUGGCAGGCAUGUACAGAAAUGGUUAUGCCAAUGGUUGUGUCGGAGGAGAGCAUGUUUCCUCCAUCUUCAUAUAGCUAUGAAGACACAGAAAGGAGCUGCCAAAGGAUGUAUGGAGUGAAGCCCAGACCACACUGGAUCACCACUGAAUUUGGUGGCAAUGGGAUUGAGCAAGUUCUGAAGAGAUUUGGGAGCAACAUCAUUUUCUCUAAUGGAAUGCAGGAUCCAUGGAGUAGAGGGGGAGUGCUGAAAAAUAUAUCAGAUAGCAUAGUGGCACUGGUGACUGAGAAAGGAGCACACCAUGCUGAUUUUAGAUCUGCUACAAAGAAUGACCCAGACUGGCUCAUCCACCAAAGGGAGAAAGAAGUAGACAUUCUCCAGAAGUGGAUUGGGGAGUAUUACAGGGAUAUCAAUCAAAAUUGAACCAACUCUUGAUCCUUGGAAACAUGAACCCCUAAACAAACUAAAACUAGCAAUUCAACAACAAUUUGAACUUUAAACGUAACCAAAGUCUCAUAUUUCCGCUUCUUAAAUAAAUGACCAAAUUAAACAAUGGUUGAUGGAAAAAACAUUUACUUUUAAUUUAUGUUUUUUUUUUAAAUUUUA